AAUUUGUCCCUCGUGCGUUCCGUAGAACUACUACUCUCACGUGAUCCGUCUUGUGACAACCGGAAGCAGGAACAAUAACAUCAGCGUCAGGAUGCUGCUACAGCUGUGAUAGAUUUACUCUUUAUUUGGAUAAAUUAACACAAACAUGACUUCCAUCAUAAAGGAAACGCAAAGCAUUAAAGAAGCAGUGAACUUCAUCAACACAGUUGACGUGAACAAGUUCUCCAGGCUUCUCUCUCGCAUCAUACAAAAGCUUCAUGUGAAGGGGGAACGAACAUUCAGUGAAGAAGAAGAGCAAAAGCUGCAGGCUGCUCUGACCUUGGAUAAACAUGCUCUCAACCUGGUCCUGGAGACGACUGCCUUUAUUCUGGAGCAGGCAGUGUAUCACGGCAUAAAGCCGGCCUCUCUGCAGCAGCAGCUGGAGGAGAUCCAUCUAAACUCAGAUAAGGCUGAGGUGUUUUCUCAGGCCUGGGCCUCUGCUGGACCGGAGCUGGUGGAAAAGCUGAAGCGCAACAUAUUUGCUCCUAAGAAGCUGGACUAUGUCAGCUGGCAGCUGAACCUGCAGAUGGCCCAGUCCAGUCAGGCUCGUCUGAAGUGUCCCAGUGCUGUCCUGCAGCUGGGGGUCCGAAAUGAAGAUUCUGAGGUUCAGGAAAACAUCUUUGUUGAGUUCGACCACCAGCAGCUUCUUGAGUUCUAUGACAAGCUUGAAAUUGUCCAAGGACAGUUGGAUUCCCUGACUUGAUGCCCAGUGCACAGCCACGCCCACACAAACAACAUGUUGUUAGUGUUGAUGUUGACAGCUGGGCCAGCUGUCAGAGGCCAAGCAAUUCCAGUUCUAUUCUGAUUUAUUAGAGAAAAAUAUGUCAAACUUAAAAGAACAAACUUCUGACUGUGUUGAAGUUUAUUGCUAUUCCAGUUUCUGCUCAUUACUGGGAUACAGUGUUUUUUUGUUUUGUUUUUUUAUUGCUUUUUUUGGAAAUUGAAUUGUACUUAAUCAGUUUUACUUAUUUUUUUUUCUACUGCAUGUAGGGAUCUGAUGCUCAGUUGCUCUAAACAUUACCUACAAUGAGAUCCCUUAAGAGUAAAAGUGCCAUUACUCAGUUGUCUUAAAAUUUGUAUUAAUAAAGUUGUUUCACUUUCAAGAGUGAGCUUCAUUUGUUGCUGUUGUAUUAAACUGUGGAUUGGACAUGAA
Messenger RNA from Gambusia affinis (western mosquitofish), 1192 nucleotides. RefSeq names its product COMM domain containing 10 (gene commd10). Bases 146 to 742 code for a protein of 198 amino acids. NCBI's taxonomy places the organism in Eukaryota, Metazoa, Chordata, Actinopteri, Cyprinodontiformes, Poeciliidae. The transcript has 7 exons. The record is from RefSeq and is a predicted model, not a curated record.